CUGAAGUUUUGAAGCAGAUACCAAAUAUAUUCAACAUGUCAAGACAUUUUCACCCCAUAAAUUUGAAUAUGAUUGCCUCAUAACCCAUUGCAGUAGUGUUUUUUCUUUCCUGAGUAGUUUCAUUAAUUCAACAUGUUCCAUCUCUUGUUCAUACUUGUUUCUGCGGAAAUGGCUCUGGUUUUGGUACUCCUGUUCAGCUCUCCUCUGAGGAAACUGGUGAUCAAGGUAUUGGACAAGAUUAAAGAAGGGAGAGGCCCUGUGAUUUCAAAGACUGUUGCAGGAACUUUGUUUGUUGUCUUUAUCUCUAUCUCAUACAAUGCAAUGCAGAUCCAGAAACGGGCGCUAGAAGGAGGUGUGAUCAAUCCAACUGAUGAGGUUCUCUUGGCAAAUCGAAUCCUGGAAGCAUCCCUUAUGGGGUUUGCUCUAUUCCUUGCACUGGUUACAUAUAGAUUACACUACCAUAUCAAAGAGCUCAAUCCAAUAAGGAGGAGAUUGGAGGCAGAUGAAAAAGCCGAACCAAAGGUUGUAGAAGGUUCUCUAACGCAAGAGCACUCAAAGAAGGCAACAGCUUCAAGAACAAGUGAUGUUAGACUGAAAGAUUUCUCUUUGUAGACUAAAGCUUUAUGCUUAAUUUACUUCAUAAAACAGAAAUGUAAACAUUUCUAGGACAA
This is a messenger RNA of Theobroma umbraticum, 671 nucleotides long. Its product is annotated as B-cell receptor-associated protein 31-like protein. The record is from RefSeq and is a predicted model, not a curated record. Gene Ontology annotation, biological process: endoplasmic reticulum to Golgi vesicle-mediated transport; intracellular protein transport. NCBI's taxonomy places the organism in Eukaryota, Viridiplantae, Streptophyta, Magnoliopsida, Malvales, Malvaceae. Gene Ontology annotation, cellular component: endoplasmic reticulum membrane; endoplasmic reticulum.